AUGGAGCAAUACAACGAGCAAGAAUCGUCCGGUCUAGCCGACAACCCGGAUAAAUCUUCUCAAGCUCCCGAAGUGGGUCACGCAUGCAACCCUUGUCGAAGACGCAAACUUCGGUGCUCUAGGGAGCUGCCAGCCUGUCAGCAUUGUCGCAAGUCGGCCCAUGAAUGUCUGUAUGAGGCGAAACGUGCCAAACCUGGCAUGAAAACUGGGGCGUUGGAUAACCUCCACCGAAGACUUGAUGGACUAGAACGUUCGAUCGAAAGACAUCAAGCCAAGCUGGAAAGUCUGGAAGCCGAGGAGCCGUGCCAAGAUAGCGAUCCCAACAUCAACGCCAUCCUAUCAUCCCUGGCAACCAGUCUCCAAUCUCUUAGUAAACGAUCCUCCACUCGACGGGUUGCUUCCCGAGAUGAUGCUGGAUCCCCGGCAAAACGACGACGGGUUAAUGACGACGCCGGUCCCAAUCAAGCUUUCACGGCCACCAAUGUACCACCCUUGCCUGAAGAUACCACCAUCAGCACCACCAUCGAGUCAUACUUUCACUAUGUUCAUCCUUGGAUACCGAUUAUUCACGAAGCUCGAUUUCGGAGGAGGCUCGACGAUAAUGAUGAGAGGGAUAAGCUCCGACUCGUCAUACACUCUAUCUUUCUUGCCGCAUCCCAUUACACCGAAAGACAACACGACGCAGUAGCGUCGGAAGAUGUCAGGGAUUGGAUAGUCGCUCAGGCUAUGAAGCAGUCAUCAGUCGAGGCCUUACAGGCUUUGGUGAUUACUGCAUACAAUGACAUUGGGAAUGGAAUGACGGCGCAUGCGUGGCCACUUAUCGGUUGUCUAUCCCGCAUGGUCGAGCACCUCCAGCUGACGGUCGAGCACGACGAACCCACACAGUCGUCGUUCACUCAGCCAUAUAAUUCGUUGCCCUCGCCAAAGAACUGGACAGAGGCAGAAGAGCGCAGACGACUGUUUUGGAGCAUUUUCGCCCUCGAUCGCUUCUGUUCAGUCAGUAUGGGGUGGAACACUAGUCUCACAUCCGACGAUGUACACCGUCGUCUACCCUGUGAUGGCAUUACAUGGCGUAAAGAGGAUCCUGUUGUAACACCAUAUAUCGGGAUUUGGGAUAAAUCGGCUGGUCGCAUUGGGAACCCGAUCGCAUUUCUACCUUCGCACCCAAUGUCCGGUCGGGCAGCCGCAGAGACAGAAGUGGAGGCCGCGUCUGAAGCUGCUACAUCGCCGGGUGGAGCGACUACAGCAGCUGACAUGACCACAGUCGGAGCAUAUGCUUAUUGUAUCGAAGCUACCGAGUCUCUGAGUCGGGUAACAAGCUACUUCCUCCGGCAAAAAGUCAAUAUGCAAGACCAGAGGGCAUUUGGCGCCUGGCUCACUCGAUUCAAAGAGCUUGACCUUCGGCUCGUACAUUGGAAGAUGCUUCUCCCCCAAAAGUGGGCAAUCAAUGUCACGCAGCAGACUUCCUCAAGAAUGGAUCCGAACCUGACAUUGGCUCAUUUGACUCACAAUGCAUCUAUGAUUCUACUUCAUCAGCCGAUCGCAUUUCCUUUACCGUCGUGGCCUUUCAAGAAUCGGCUCCCUAGUCUCUGCAGCGUGGAUACAUGUCAAACGGCGGCCAUCGAAGUUGCCUCUAUCACAAACCAAUAUCUGAAGAACUCAGCAGAAAAUUCUCCGUUGAGCAACCAAUUUGCAUUCUGUGUUUUCAUCGCGGGUAGAGCUUUGCUAUUGUCCUGGCAGCAUAGCCCAGCGGGCACCUCCGUGGCGUCAGAGUUCUGGACGCUAAUCAGCAGUCUUGAUAUCAUGUCCUAUCGCUGGACAGGAAUACAUGGAAUCACUGAACCGCAACAUCCUAGCCUAUUUUCUAAGUAUUCUGAAACACUAAGUGAGUUACACAGGCGAUUCACUCAGGAUGAUUCCUUCUACAUUAAUCCUUCUGGAUAUACCACCGAGAUGGUCCAUUCGACGACAGAUCUCGGGUCGUCUAGCAACACACCAAUUGGAACUGGCAAGACUGAAAGAGUUUCUGCUCAUCAGUUUUCCAAAACUAGCACUAUCGGCCUUCCGACCAGUGGAAAUGUACCUUCUGGCCCUUUACCAGGGAGGGGCGGAGCGGAAAAUAUUCCAACACAAAUUCCAGACAUGCCACCGCAAGGAGUGGCAAAUAUUGGCCCCAACCCUUUCACUCUGCACAUGGCGAAUGCGAUCGAACAGAGCGGAGAUGGUGAUGAUCCCAUGGCAAUAUCGCAGAUGCUGCUAGGUCAACAGUUCACCGACUUAGAUCGAGUUAUUAGUUUCAACGAUGGGAUUUUUGGACCUGAAUUCGAGGCUCGAAGAUGGUGA
Aspergillus affinis is the source of this 2343-nucleotide messenger RNA. RefSeq names its product Zn(II)2Cys6 transcription factor. Gene Ontology annotation, biological process: regulation of DNA-templated transcription; DNA-templated transcription. Gene Ontology annotation, cellular component: nucleus. The record is from RefSeq and is a predicted model, not a curated record. Bases 1 to 2343 code for a protein of 780 amino acids. Gene Ontology annotation, molecular function: DNA binding; zinc ion binding; DNA-binding transcription factor activity, RNA polymerase II-specific. Lineage: Eukaryota; Fungi; Ascomycota; Eurotiomycetes; Eurotiales; Aspergillaceae. The transcript has 3 exons.